AUGCCCGUCAAAGCAAUCACCAGCCAGGCCGACUACCAGUCCAUCCUUUCCGCCGCAGGACCCACCAAGCUUGUAAUGCAACUCGUUGUUGUCGACUUCACAGCUGCAUGGUGCGGACCUUGUCAGGUUAUCAAGCCCAUCUUUGAAAAGCUUUCCAACACCUACCGCCACGUUGUCUUUGUCAAGGUCGAUGUGGAUGAGUUUCAGGAGGUUGCUGCGGUCGCUGGAGUCACUGCCAUGCCUACAUUCCAGCUCUUCAAGGCUAGCAAGAAGAUUGCCGAGAUGAAGGGCGCUAACGCCGCAAACCUGGAGGCAUUGAUCAAGCAGCACCAGGGACCCGUCGAGGAGGGAGGUGCAGGAUCAGCAGCACCCUUGGUUGCAGGACACAGCGAUGUGAGCGAGCAGAUCACCCUCAACCAGGUCGACUGCCUGAACCAGCAAACCGCCAACCAUGUCAGGAACGCUCUCAAGAGCGACGACACCUACCUCGAGAGUGAUGUUGAUGAGCAGCUGAUCAUCUCUGUACCUUUCAACCAGGCCAUCAAGUUGCACUCGCUCAGGAUCAUCCCCAAGGAUAUUGCCCAUGCGCCUAAGACGGUCAAGUUGUAUGUCAAUAAGUUGCAUCUUGGAUUCGAUGAGGCCGACAGUGUUGAGGAGACCCAGACGAUUACGUUGACAGAGAAGGACUAUGAGGGCAAUGGUCUGAUCUCGCUCCGCUUUGUCAAGUUCCAGAACGUGACCAAUGUGAUUUUGUUUGUUGAGGACAACUUGGGCGACGAGGAGACGACACAAAUCAAGCAGUUGAUCUUUAUUGGAAGCUCCCUGGACGGCACCGACAUGUCUGCCCUCAAGAAGGUCGAGCACGAGCACUAA
Messenger RNA from Linnemannia hyalina, 873 nucleotides. The record is from the annotation of a GenBank genome assembly. NCBI's taxonomy places the organism in Eukaryota, Fungi, Mortierellomycota, Mortierellomycetes, Mortierellales, Mortierellaceae.